This is a messenger RNA of Lactuca saligna, 716 nucleotides long. Lineage: Eukaryota; Viridiplantae; Streptophyta; Magnoliopsida; Asterales; Asteraceae. The record is from the annotation of a GenBank genome assembly.
AUGUAUCACUUCUAUUUCAUGUCACAACAGAAGGAGGAUGCACUUAUAAACGAAUCUAUUGAUUGUAAAGAAAAAGACAAUAAUCAAGAUCAAGAUGUAGUUUCAUCAGAUGAUGAUGUAAUAGACUAUUCUGUGAAGCCUGAGUUAUAUGAUCCAAAUCUUGAUGAUAAAGAUCAACUCUGGAUUCAAAAGAAAAGAAAAGGUCAAUAUUCUGAUGCAGUUCUCACCUGUCCUGCAUGUUUCACAACCCUAUGCCUUGAGUCUCAAAGGCAUGAAAAAUAUGUGACACAAUAUCGAGCAAUGUUUGUGUUGAAUUGCAAGAUCAAGAAAGGGCAACACGUAUCAUCAUCAUCAUCAUCAAAAGAUAAAGGAAGUUUAAAAAGAAAAAGAGUUAGAAAAAGUUUAGCAGUUGAUGGUGAAUCAUUUACUCCAGUUUGUUGCUCAGUUUGUGAGACUGAAGUUGGGGUUAUUGAUGAUGAUGAGCAGUGUUGUUGGGAAAUACUCGGUGGAAGUGAGGAAUUUAUCGUUGAGAAUGUCCAUUCCCAAACAAGUGAAGAUGAUACAGUCAUCCUUAAUGUCCGGAAGAAGCUUGGUUUUAACAUACCUUUAAAAUUUGUCGAAGUCUUUUAUAAUAAAAGAGUGAUCUACAUAUAAUCUAUUUAUAUUAAUAUGAUACCUCGUGUGUUUUUUUUUAUUUUUUAUUAUUUCUUAAUACC